UUGGGAAGGUUCUGGAGUGCGGAGGGGGCGGAGUUAGCUCAGUCACCGAGAGAGCGGAGUUGCGAGGAGAGUGAGGACUCGGAGCGCGGCGACUGUCGGGGACUUAGCACCGGGAGACACCGAGGGGCCGGAUGCGGUUGCUCUGUGUGACUAGGGAAGCAGAGAAAACGCGCAUUUGUUCGGCAGAUCCUCGCCUGGCUGCGCUGGUAGCUGAGUUCAGGACGGGCAAACGGAAAGAAGAGAGAGUCAGGGCCCAGACACAGAGUGCGACCCACAGAGUGCAGGACACGGCGCGGGGAGAAUGAUAGACCCGCAGGACAGUAGUCUUUUACCUUUGAUUAGCAGUCCCCAGCUCCAGUGCUGCAGGCACCUCAUUCCCGGGCCUCUGUGGUGCUCCUGAUGCCCCUCACCCACUGUCGAAGAUCCCCGGUGGGCGAGGGGAUAGCAGGGAUCCUGCACUCCCAGCUGUGAUCUAUAAGGACGAGAAGCUUACAGUUUCUCAGGAUCUCCCGAGGAAUGAUGGGAAGCCCCACCUCGUCUACUUCCAGUAUAAGGUUACCGAGGUGAAACAGUCCUCAUGGAAGGCUAUGCUGUCAAACCAGAGCCUCUUCGUGGAAAUUCCCGAGGGCAUCUUAGCUGAUGGGAGCAAAGAGGGGUUGCUGUCUCUACUUGAGUUUGCAGAAGAAAAGAUGAAAGUGAGAUAUGUCUUUAUCUGCUUCAGAAAGAGUCGGGAAGACAGAGGUCCACUUCUCAAGACGUUCAGCUUCCUGGGAUUUGAGAUUGUACGUCCUGGGCACCCUUGUGUACCGGCACGACCCGAAGUUCUCUUCAUGGUGUACACACUUGACCAGAGUUCUUCAGAUGAGGAAUGAUUUAGACAGGACGUGUAGUUACUUUUUAGCUUUUUUUCUUUUUCCUUUUUGUUUGUGUCAGAGUAGCUGUUGGGAAUUCUUGCACUUUUUCCUGGGCAUGGGAGGACAAGCACGCAUGAUCAUGCGAUGGACUGAUGUUUUUGGCCUUUUUUUCAGUUUUAUGAAUCUGAUUUGUUGUUUGACUAUCUCUGCAAUUUUGUGCAAAAGCAGCAACUUUAAGCACUUGCAGUCUGUGAUCACAACCAUAUAUUCAGAAUGUAGUUGAAGCUGCAUAAGAGAAAAUAGUUAUCUUAAAUGCCAAA
This is a messenger RNA of Pseudophryne corroboree (corroboree frog), 1174 nucleotides long. RefSeq names its product ornithine decarboxylase antizyme 2 (gene OAZ2). The transcript has 5 exons. Gene Ontology annotation, cellular component: nucleus; cytoplasm. The record is from RefSeq and is a predicted model, not a curated record. Gene Ontology annotation, molecular function: ornithine decarboxylase inhibitor activity. Gene Ontology annotation, biological process: positive regulation of protein catabolic process. Bases 588 to 872 code for a protein of 94 amino acids. Lineage: Eukaryota; Metazoa; Chordata; Amphibia; Anura; Myobatrachidae.